AAAUGGUCUAGAGGGUCUUUCACAUCGUAGCUACGGUCUCUUUGGUGUCGAGCAGCCUAGUGGGUUGGGUGCCACCACUUUACGAAGACGACUGCGAGAAGAAGAAUUUACUGCAUUAGAAGCACGCAGACAACGAAGAAGAGAAAGGAGGAGGAAGGUUAAUCUUGGAAACAACGUUCCUUCCUCUACUCGUUUUCAACGAGUAUUACGUUUUAAUAAAAAUAUGGCGGGAACUGAAACGCCUAACGUUAAACCUGAUGUUUUAAAUCCAUCAUCCGAAACUAACGAAAAUAAUGCAAGAGAACGGAACGUUCAAGGCGGUGGUGGAAGUAGCGGAGGAGGUGGCGGAGGAAGUGGCGGUGGCGGUGGAGGAGUAGGAGGUGGCGGAGGAGGUGGUGGAGGCGGAGGCGGCGGAGGAAAUAAUCGUGGACCUCGUGGUAGAAAAGGAGGCACAAGAUUCUCUGGUGGACGAGUACCAGGAAUGAUGGGUGGAGGCAGGAACGAUGGACCGAUGAAAAUGAGUGACUCCAUGAUAGAUGGUGGCUUAGAUAAUACAAUGUCUGAAGGAAUGGGAAGCAUGGGAGGAAUAGGAGGAAUAGGAGGAUUGGGUGGUAUGGGACCCCGUGGAGGAGUUGGUAUGCGUGGUGGCGGUGGCGGUGGUGGCGGAGGAGGUGGUGGAGGAGGUGGUGGUGGAAGAGGUGGCAGAGGCGGAGGAGAUAGAAAUAUAGGCAACCGUUCUCAAGAUGAUCGAUUAAUGGAACGAAUAAUGGCCAUAAGUGGUCCUACGCAUGAAUUAUCACCUCAAGAAACUGCCGAAAAGAAAUUCAGUGGUCGUAAUCGCUUGUACAUUGGUAAUCUUACUAAUGAUGUUACAGAAGAAGAAAUUCAAACAAUGUUUGCACAGUAUGGUGAAAUAUCCGAGUUGUUUGUUAACAAGGAGAAGAAUUUUGCAUUUCUUCGAAUGGAUUAUCGAGUUAAUGCUGAAAAAGCAAAACAUGAAUUAGAUGGUACAAUGCGUAAAGGACGUGCUCUUAAAGUACGAUUUGCACCUCAUUCUUCUACGAUCAAAGUCAAGAAUCUUACUACAUGGAUUUCGAAUGAAUUGUUAGAAAGAGCGUUCAGUGUAUUUGGAGAAAUUGAACGAGCCAUUGUUAUUGUGGAUGAUAGAGGGAAGUCUACUGGUGAGGGUAUUGUUGAGUAUUGUAGAAAACCAUCUGCUCAACUUGCUUUAAGGAAAUGUACAGAGGGAUGUUAUUUUCUUACUGCAUCUCUUCGACCUGUUGUCGUGGAACCUUUUGAGCAACAAGAUGAUAUAGAUGGUUAUCCUGACAAGAAUUUACCUCGAAAGAAUCCUGAAUUUUUCAAAGCACGUGAAAUUGGACCAAGAUUCGCGCAAAUAGGUAGUUUCGAACAUGAAUACGGGACGAGGUGGAAACAAUUACAUGAAUUAUACAAACAAAAAGAAGAAGCGUUGAAACGAGAAAUGGCAAUGGAAGAAGAGAAAUUGGAAGCUCAAAUGGAAUUUGCAAGAUACGAACAUGAAACCGAAUUACUGAGAGAACAAUUACGAAUGCGUGAAGCUGAUAGAGAAAGACAGAAGAGAGAAUGGGAAAUGAAAGAAAGGCAAGCGGAAGAACAAAGAACACGUGAAGAGGAAUUAAGGAGACGUCAACAAGAAGAAAUGGCAAUCCGUAUUAGAAGACAAGAAGAAGAAUUGCAUAGACGACAACAAGAAAAUAAUUUGUUCAUGCAGGAGCAAGCGAUGAGAGGCGGUGGUGCAGGAGGUGGAGGCGGUGGAGGUCUCGGUGGUGGAAAGAAUUAUGAUUCCGUUAGUAAUAGUGAUCGCGACGGUUAUGGCCAACCGGACGGAGGAAGCAGCAUGCCAGUGGAUCCAAAGUCGUUUAUGGAUGCAUAUAAUAACAUGGAUCGUGGUAGUCGUGGUGGUGGUUAUAACGACGAUCGGGGACAAAUCAUGGAUUUGAUGGAUAUGAGAGUAGAUAUGAGUAACAUGGGUGGUGGUCGUGGUGGUAGUGGUGGAGGUGGACGCUGGCAAGGAAAUGAUCGAAAUCGUCAAGACGAUUAUCCUAAUAAAAGGAGACGUUAUUAGAAAGAAAGAAAAAAAAAACAUUUCGAAGGAGGUGGAGAUUAUUAAAAAAAAAAAAAA
Messenger RNA from Polistes canadensis, 2164 nucleotides. Its product is annotated as hrp65 protein-like. Gene Ontology annotation, molecular function: RNA binding. Gene Ontology annotation, cellular component: nucleus. Bases 224 to 2107 code for a protein of 627 amino acids. The transcript has 9 exons. NCBI's taxonomy places the organism in Eukaryota, Metazoa, Arthropoda, Insecta, Hymenoptera, Vespidae. The record is from RefSeq and is a predicted model, not a curated record. Gene Ontology annotation, biological process: regulation of DNA-templated transcription.